GCAGCAUGCACAGGCUCAUCGGGCUCCUCAGGAGCGUGCGGGAGCGCUCGACGUCCGGCAGCGCUUCCGCGCCCGGCGCCGCCGGGGCCUCCGAGCUCCGGGAGAAGGGCCAGGGCGCGCUGCACAGCGCGGCCGCCAGCGGUGACCUGGCCGAACUGCAGCGGCGCUGGUGGUGGUGGCAGAGACUCCGCAUCAACAGGCGGGACGCGAAGAAGCAGACGCCUCUGCAUCUUGCUUGCGCGAAUGGCCAUGCAGACGUUGUGCGAUUUCUAGCAGGAAAGAAGUGCCAGCUAAACCCUCGUGACAGCUUGAAGAAAUCGCCGCUGAUGAAGGCAGUAGACCACCAGCACAAAGACUGUGUGACUAUUCUGCUGGAGCACGGUGCCAAACCCAACCUCAAAGGUGCUGGCGGCAACACUGCCCUUCACAUGGCUGCUGUCAUUCCUAGCAAACCUCUAGUGGAGCUGUUACUUGAGCACAAUGCCCAUAUCGAUGCUCAGAAUGAGGACCCCUCUUAUGAUUGCUGUUCUUGCUGGGAAUAUGAAUACAAUAAAAAGCCUUCUUCGACAUGGUGCUGAUCUUUCUCAUCAAGACUGUAUUGGCAAGCAAGCUACGCACUAUGCCAGAGAGUUAACGCUUUACACCAAUAUUGCUGAGCAACUGGAGGAAUACAUCAGGUGUGAAAUGACAGGAGAAUGUUCUGCGGGAGGCACAGAAGGCCCAGCAGUACUGGACAGCUUUUGCGCUGGGACAGCUGCUCAUUGUCCCUUGGGGGGACCUGCAAUGACCAGAGCAGGUGUCUUGCCAGCAGCAGCAGAACAGCAAGAGGAAGAAGUUCACACUCCUUCUGAUUCUAAGACGGAUUCCGAAGCUCCAAACAAAG
Messenger RNA from Grus americana (Whooping crane), 883 nucleotides. RefSeq names its product ankyrin repeat domain-containing protein 7-like. Bases 6 to 578 code for a protein of 190 amino acids. NCBI's taxonomy places the organism in Eukaryota, Metazoa, Chordata, Aves, Gruiformes, Gruidae. The record is from RefSeq and is a predicted model, not a curated record. Gene Ontology annotation, molecular function: protein binding. The transcript has 7 exons.